UCACUCUUCCCUCGAAUCUCCUCCACGUAAAAGAAAGCUCCCCAGCGAUUUCCGUCACACUGUACGACCUCAACCCAGAGAGAGAGAGAGAGAGAGAGAGAGAGAUCCAUGUCUCUCUCCGCAGCUCGCCGGCAUCCAUAACAGAGAGAGAGAGAGAGAGAUUGAUAUUGGGUUCGUGUGGAGCUGUCGGAAGCCGGCGUAGUUCGUGUGCACCGUGGACAAAUUUGGAGAUUUCUUCAGGCAAUGGAUGCAGGCUUCAAGAACUUAAUAGCAUUAACAAAGGCUUGUUGAAGGAUGGAAGAUGGAAUAUCAAGUUUCUGGGGUCCUGUUACAUCCAUUGAUUGGUGUGAGAAAAAUUAUGUCCACUCUUCAUAUAUAGCGGAAUUUUUCAACACGGUAUCAAACAUACCUGGCAUACUUUUGGCCCUUAUUGGCCUGGUAAAUGCCUUGAGGCAACGUUUUGAGAAGAGAUUCAGUGUCCUGCACAUAUCCAAUAUGAUACUCGCCAUUGGUAGCAUGCUUUAUCAUGCUACACUACAACAUGUUACACAUCAAGGAGAUGAAACGCCCAGGGUAUGGGAGAUGCUUCUAUACAUCUAUAUUCUGCAUUCACCAGAUUGGCACUACCAAAGUACAAUGCCAACCUUUUUGUUUCUUUAUGGUGCUGCAUUUGCCAUCCUCCAUUCACUAGUACGCUUUGGAAUUGGCUUUAAAAUACAUUAUGCAAUACUCUGCCUCCUCUGUAUCCCUAGGAUGUACAAGUACUACAUCCACACAGAAGAUGUCGCCGCAAAGCGUCUUGCAAAGUUAUAUGUUGCAACCAUAUCUCUCGGCAGUCUAUGUUGGCUUUUUGAUCGUUUGUUAUGCAAGAAUAUCACUCAAUGGUAUAUUAAUCCCCAGGGUCAUGCUUUGUGGCACGUGUUAUUGGGGUUCAAUUCCUAUUUUGCAAACACUUUCCUGAUGUUCUGUCGGGCCAAGCAACUGGGAUGGAAUCCAAAAGUUGUUUGCUUUUUGGGAGUUCUCCCAUAUGUAAAGAUUCAAAAGCCAAAGACGCAGUGAAAGAUAAUUCAGUUACGGUCUCAAAAGCGGAGGUAGCCAGGUAGUGUAUGGUUUGGCAAUUAUGACAACAAAAAUCACCUUUCUUUUCCCCCCUUCUAGUCUUAUGUAGAGGGCAAUUGGAUAGUCAUGCAAUAGUUUGGGAUAUUUAUUAAUUUGAUUUGUGAGCUAGAUUUUUUGUCCGGUUCUAGGAUGAAUUAUUUACGGUUUGAAGUCAGUCAUUUUGACAAUGUGGUAAGUGGUAGCACCUACAUGAUUUUAGAUCAAUUUGCAAUUGCUGAUGCUGCUAUUUCCGCUUCA
This is a messenger RNA of Syzygium oleosum, 1356 nucleotides long. Its product is annotated as alkaline ceramidase-like. The transcript has 3 exons. NCBI's taxonomy places the organism in Eukaryota, Viridiplantae, Streptophyta, Magnoliopsida, Myrtales, Myrtaceae. Gene Ontology annotation, molecular function: hydrolase activity, acting on carbon-nitrogen (but not peptide) bonds, in linear amides. The record is from RefSeq and is a predicted model, not a curated record. The coding region runs from base 295 to 1059 and encodes 254 amino acids. Gene Ontology annotation, cellular component: membrane. Gene Ontology annotation, biological process: response to salt stress; defense response to other organism; autophagy.